Molecule: messenger RNA, 336 nt
Organism: Eimeria necatrix
Lineage: Eukaryota; Apicomplexa; Conoidasida; Eucoccidiorida; Eimeriidae
Product: pre-mRNA-splicing factor, putative
Exons: 4
Coding region: 1-336 (111 amino acids)
Biological process (GO): mRNA splicing, via spliceosome
Cellular component (GO): U2 snRNP; catalytic step 2 spliceosome; precatalytic spliceosome
Source: RefSeq, a predicted model, not a curated record
AUGGCAGCAAAACACCAUCCCGAUUUGAUCAUGUGCCGUAAACAGCCAGGCAUUGCGAUCGGCCGGCUCUGCGAACGUUGCGACGGCAAGUGCCCCAUUUGCGACAGCUACGUGCGCCCGCACACCUUAGUGCGCAUUUGCGAUGAGUGCAACUACGGCUCAUUUCAGGGCCGCUGCGUCAUUUGUGGGGGCCAGGGAAUUUCGGACGCCUUCUACUGCAAGGAGUGCUGCCAGAUGGAGAAGGAUCGCGACGGCUGUCCCAAGAUAGUCAACUUGGGAAGCGCCAAAUCAGAUUUGUUUUACGCCCGGAAGCAGUUUGGGGCGAAACGGAACUAG